GAGGCGGAGUGGCGCGUGACACAGGCGCGGGGAUUCCGAACGGCGGUGCGGGAGGGAUCGGUCGGCAGCGAUGCCCAGGGUCACGCUGAGGGGCGUCACGGUGGAUUUCCCUUUCCAGCCCUACGAGUGCCAGGAGACGUACAUGACCAAAGUGCUCGAGUGUCUGCAGACGAAAGUAAAUGGCAUUCUAGAGAGCCCUACAGGUACGGGGAAGACCCUAUGCCUGCUCUGUUCCACUCUGGCCUGGAGGGAACACUUCAAAGAUACCAUCUCAGCCCGCAAAAUUGCACAGCGUAUGAAUGGAGUCGAACUCUUCCCUGACAGACCCAUGUCCUCCUGGGGCAAUGCUGCCACGGAUGGUGACAUCCCAACGUUUUACACAGACAUUCCUAAAAUAAUUUAUGCAUCCAGGACUCACUCUCAGCUUACACAGGUCAUUAACGAAUUAAAGAACACAGUCUACAGGCCAAAGAUAUGUGUUUUGGGUUCCAGAGAGCAGCUUUGCAUCAAUCCGGAGGUGAAACGACAGGAGAGCAACCACAUGCAGAUCUAUAUGUGCCGAAAGAAAGUGAUGGCUCGUGCUUGUCAUUUUUAUAACAAUGUGGAAGAAAAGUCUACAGAGAAAGGACUGAUGGACUCAAUCAUGGAUAUUGAAGACUUGGUUAAAAAUGGAAGCAAGCACAGAGCUUGUCCUUAUUAUCUCUCUCGAAGCCUGAAGCAGCAGGCAGAUAUUAUUUUCAUGCCUUACAACUAUUUAUUGGACGCAAAGAGCCGACGAGCUCACAACAUAGAGCUGAAGGGGACCGUGGUAAUACUUGAUGAAGCUCAUAAUGUGGAAAGAUUGUGUGAAGAGUCGUCGUCUUUUGACCUGACAGCCUAUGAUUUGGCUUCAGCAAUUGAUGUUAUAAAUGUAGUGCUGGAAGAACAAGCCAAAGUAGUUCAACAGAAUGAAGUAAAUGCUGAAUUCAAUAUGGAGAGCAUCAGUUCAGGGCUGAACAUGGAACUUGAAGAUAUAGCAAAGAUAAAGAAAAUUCUUCUUCAGCUAGAAAGUGCAAUUGAUGCAGUGGAGCUGCCACCAAAUGACAGUGGAGUCACCAAAGAUGGAAGCUACAUCUUUGAACUGUUUGCACAGGCCCAAAUAACGUUCCAAACCAAAACCUCACUCCUGGAGUCACUAGAUCAGAUUUUACAGUUUCUUUCAGGCCGCACUGGGAUAUUUAUCAAUACCUCUGGACUGCAUAAACUCUCAGAUAUUAUCCAGACUGUAUUCAACAUUGAUCCUCCAGAAGGCACAACAAGUUUUGUACCACCUCAGUCGAUAUCCAGAUAUUAUAAGGUACACAUUCAUCUGGAUAACAGUAAUCAGAAGAAGAAGAAGGAAAGGACAGAUCUCUGGGAUUCAUCAGCUGCAAAAAAACAAGGAAAGACCUUAAGCUAUUGGUGUUUCAGCCCUGGAUAUAGCAUGCAUGAGCUUGUUCGACAGGGAGUCAGGACAAUUAUCCUUACUAGUGGGACUCUCUCCCCUCUCUCAUCGUUUACAAUGGAAAUGCAGAUCCCUUUUCCUGUUCUCUUGGAGAAUCCUCAUGUUAUUGAUAAACGCCAGCUCUGGGUUGGAAUCAUUCCCAAAGGACCUGAUGGAACUGUACUCAAUUCUGCUUAUGAGAGAAGAUUUUCAGAGGACUAUUUAUCUUCUCUGGGGAAAACCAUUGGUAAUCUUGUGCGAGUUGUACCUCAUGGAUUGCUGGUAUUUUUCCCAUCAUAUCCUGUCAUGGAUAAGAGCCUGGAAUAUUGGAGAGAGCAUGAUUUUGCUAAAAGAAUAGAAGAAGUGAAGCCAAUGUUUGUGGAACCCAGGAAUAAAGGAAGCUUUGCAGAGGUAAUGGAUGCAUACUACAGUAAAAUUGCCUGCCCUAAGUCCAAUGGAGCUGCUUUUUUGGCAGUGUGUCGAGGGAAGGCCAGCGAAGGCUUGGACUUCGCAGACAUGAAUGGACGAGGAGUCAUCAUUACUGGCCUUCCAUUUCCUCCUCGGUGGGAGCCCAGAGUUGUUUUAAAGAUGCAGUUCUUGAAUGAAAUGAAAAAAAGCAACAUGGGUGCACAGUGUUUAUCUGGGCAUCAGUGGUACAAUCAGCAAGCUUCCCGAGCUGUUAACCAGGCUAUUGGCAGAGUCAUCAGGCAUCGCCAGGACUAUGGUGCUAUCUUCCUAUGUGAUGACAGAUUCACAACUGAUAAUGUAAGAGGCAAGCUGCCUUCCUGGGUCCGCCCUUAUGUGAAUGUUUAUGACAACUUUGGGCAUGCAGUCAGAAGUGUCUCAGUCUUCUUCCGUGUUGCUCAAGAAAUUAUGCCCCCGCCUGUGGCACAAUGCCUUUCUGGCUCUGCUGUUACCCUGAGUGAAAAUGAUGUGGAACCUUCUACUUCAUCUGAGCGGAUCCUCUCCCUGCAGAAAGCCAAAAUUUUGGAUGACCAUGUUCCCAGUUUGAAGAGGAAAAGGAUAGUCAUAGAAAGCAGCUCUGCAAGAGAUGGAAGAGGAGAUGAAACAACACAUCUUUGUGGAUUGCUCAUAGUGCCAGUAAAUGGAGAUGGAGCAUCCAACCUCUGUACAGAGUAUGAACAAGAAAUGAACUCACCUCGAAGACGAUGUAUUGGGCUUUUGGAUGCAUUGGAGCGCAAUGAGAAGAACAGCAAAGAGGCAGAGGAAGAUGAUGGUUUGUCAGGGGAGGAAAAGGCACAACGUCUGUCAACGCUUUCCCUUCAGUAUGAGAAGAGGUUAACAGAUGAGCAGAAAGGAGGAAGGAAGAAAAUAAAGCUAGUCAACAAUCCACUAGCCAGUAAGAUAGCAGACCCAUCUGAGCCAAAGAAGGCCCGAGCUACCCUAUACAUUGCAACAGUGAAGAAGACCCUAAGCCAACAAAGCUACAAUCUCUUCUCUGAGGCUCUUCAGCGCUACAGGACCACAGCUGACUUCAAUACUAUGUUAUCUCAAAUGAGUUCCCUCUUUACAGAGGAUGAAAAAAAGCAUAUCUUGUUGCGAGAAUUUUAUCAGUUUGUUCGACCUCACCAUAAAAAACAGUUUGAUGAAGCAUGUUGCAAUCUGACCGGAGUGGGCUGUGGCUACAAACCUGAGCACAGCCUCCUGCUGGAAGAGAGAGAGGGGCUGGCAAAGAAAAUAGAAGAAAAAGAGAGCUGGCAGAAAACAACGUUCUCAGAGAACUCCUGCAGUCAGCUGAAUCCUGGACUCCACUUGAACCAGGGAGGAUUUCACUUGACAACAGGACAGACCAGUGCAGCACAGUGGACCAGCACCAGCUCACUGUCUGUAGGUAGGAGUGAGGGUAACUGAGAAUUUUCAGCAACGAUGGUACAAAACAAACGCAAGUUAGUAACUUUUACUAAGGUGGAUGUGAAAGGAACCAACUAAAGACAGAAGUCUGCACUAGGUGUUGACCUAUGCCUGUCAGCGAGGGAGAGGGUGAGUUGAUGAGAGUACUGCGUUUCCUGUUUGCCCAGGGUUUGUGAAUGGGAGAUAUUUGGGGAAUGUAAUUUUAGAGAGGUCAGUGUGAAUUUAGGUAUAAAACAAAAUGCAGUUCCUGUUUUGUUAUCAGGAAUGCAUACAAUUCCGGUGUGGACACUCCGUUUUCUGCAGAAACGGCGACCAGUAAAUAUAUUCUCAUAGUUACACAUAAUCUCUACCUGUAUCCUUCUAAUCUCUUACUGUCCAGUAUUUACCCUUGAAGUCAAAUGCUCAGUUCUGUUUUGGUUACUGAUCUUCCUGAGAACAGCUGGGAAUUUUCUGCAUUUCUUACAAGGAAAUGAGUAGGAUAGUUGGGCAGCUUAGAUGUCUGUCUGAAGAGAGAGUAAAGAAUAGUCAGACUAAUCCUUUCUUUUUAAAAUAAAAAUAAAUAAAUAGAAAGCCAGUGAUUCUUGGAAGGCUUUUGAAAGCUAUUCAUCUGUGAGGCCAUGUUACUACUUUUGUUUAGUUUCCUGGUUUUAUUUUGGAUUUUAAGAACUCGGGCAUGAAACAAUCUUUGGUACCUUCUUUUUUUUCCUGAGAUCUGUGGGAUUGAUCUGCACAGAAAUUUGUUUCUGCUAAAAGCAAUUAAGAUAGCAGGAAUAAAUGUAUGUAGUAGUGCUGUGACUCACUCCCUGCUGGGAAGGGUCUGCUCCUGUGAGAAGCUGCCAAAGACAAAAUUCACACCUGUCUUCUUUCCCUUUCCAGUAGUUGAAGUCAGUCCAUCUUUUAAAAGUUCGUUAUCUGCUGUGAAGGAUAAAGAUUUAAAUACCAAAAUAUGUGGUUGGUUAAUUUAAAUCAGCUUAUUAUAUAUUUUACCUAUGUUUACAUACCUCUAGUAUGCAAAGCAUACUGUUUUGCUCUAAAACCUGUCAGAAACAAAAAACUGACACUUUGAAGAGAAGUCCACUCAGGGUUUAGCGAGAUGUUCUUGGCUACACCUGUCUUCUCUGCUACUCUUGCACUGUACCAUCUAUUUCAUUAUUUUGGGUGGGUUGGUCUCUUUUGACAUCUUGCUUUCCUGUUGGAGGUGCAAAAGGCCACCUCUUCUCUUAGUAUUAGAAAAAGAAAUAUAUCUUUAAAAUUGCAGUCAGGUUUACUUGCCUGUGUAUCAUGCCAGUGUCGUUGGGUAAGCCAUCUAUUUAUAAUGCUUGUGCUCCUUUAAAGGAUAGCACGAAGUGUGAUUUGCUGCUGACCUCCAUGCACAGUCUCUUCUGUGUUACCUAUUUCUCAUCCCACCCAGUGACCAUCUGACACACUGCUCCAUUGGAAAGAUUUUAAACUCCCAAAGAUGCUAAUGAGGUUCCCCAAAAUUCAUUUGCUCAGUUGGUGUUGCCAGGAGCACCAAGGUCGUGUCUGAGCAGGGCAUGUGGCUGUGCAAGCAGCAGUAGUUUUGAAGUAGCUCAGGAACCCCUCUCUGAAUGAGGAGAAAUGAGUACA
Messenger RNA from Gallus gallus (chicken), 4942 nucleotides. It is a transcript of the gene RTEL1, whose product is annotated as regulator of telomere elongation helicase 1. The record is from RefSeq and is a predicted model, not a curated record. NCBI's taxonomy places the organism in Eukaryota, Metazoa, Chordata, Aves, Galliformes, Phasianidae. Gene Ontology annotation, molecular function: DNA polymerase binding; hydrolase activity, acting on acid anhydrides, in phosphorus-containing anhydrides; DNA helicase activity. The transcript has 33 exons. Bases 71 to 3334 code for a protein of 1087 amino acids. Gene Ontology annotation, biological process: negative regulation of DNA recombination; DNA repair; DNA replication. Gene Ontology annotation, cellular component: nucleus.